CGUGCUGUAUUGGUUCCGCGAUGUAACGGAGACCUAGCGUCAUUCGUCACAACGCCGACUUGGGCUUUACACGUUACAGCGACAGGUGCGGUGCUGUCAGUGUGUGAAUAGUGCUACCGACAUCCCGUGCUAUUUCUUGUGUGUAAAUAACAAAUUAUGAACGGCUGAAGGCACACAUCACCUUGCAGGGCAAGUGCAAUGACAGCAGCAUGACAUAAGUGCACAUUAUGUUCAUUCAUAAUCGUAAUCAAGGGUGUGACAAGACAGUUUGUCAUCAUGUCAAAUACAUGACACUGUCACUGACAGUGCAGUGUUCAUGUGCAGGUCGUUUCAUUUAACCCGGCCAAAAUGGAGAGGUAAGCCACCUGUCAAUCAAUCUUACUCCCUCCAGUCCACACUCUUUUUUUUUUUUUUUGGUUCUUUGUAAAUUUCUAUGUACCUAAUGUUUAAAAAGGGACAAAACAGUCGUAAAUAAUACAAGACGCACUGCUGUGCCAAUAAUACUAGACGCACGGCUGUGCCAAUAAUACUAGACGCACUGCUGUGCCAAUAAUACUAGACGCACGGCUGUGCCAAUAAUACUAGACGCACGGCUGCGCCAAUGAUACUAGACGCACGGCUGCGCCAAUGAUACUGGACAAACUGCUGUGCCAACAAUACUAAACGCACUGCGGUGCCAAUGAUACUAGACGCACUGCUGUGCCAAUGAUACUAGACGCACGGCUGAGCCAACAAUACUAGUCGCACUGGUGUGCCAACAAUACUAGACGCACGACUGAGCCAACAAUACUGUACGCACGGCUGAGCCAAAAAUACUAGACGCACUGCUGUGCCAACAAUACUAGACGCACGGCUGAGCCAACAAUACUAGACGCACUGCUGUACAAAUAUUAACAUUAAAUUUUGUUUUAUUUUUUUAAUUUUUUUUUUAUUUUUUAUUUUUUUUUUUUGAAAUAAAUUAAGUUUACUCAAUGGUCCGUUUCUUUCUAUUAUAAUUGAUUUUGAAAAAUACUUCUAAUUACUUUAGGAUUGGAAAUCAANUAUAUAUAUAUAUAUACACACACAUAAACAAACAUGGAAUAGUUUGACUAUAUAAAGAUGAGCCAGCAGGCAUACUGAAAUCAACUGGAUAAAUUGUUUAACACAGUAAAGACACGAGCGAGGGUGACAUACUUUUCAGCCCCAGUGUAUUCCGCAGGUCAAAGCACGCAUUUUCCACGCUGAGUCAGUGAUCCGUAAACAGACGUCAACGGGGUAGACGUUCCGCGGAGGUUCCCGAAAUGUUGUCCAAACAGAGGACAUAAGGUUGUCCGCAAAGACCCCAAAAAUAUUUUGUUGAAAAGGUAUUUGUAUGCUUCUAAUUCUCCACAAGGGUUGUCGACUUCUAUUUAUAGAUGUAAGGAGAUAUCUGCAAGAUGGUUGAUCAUAAAGCGUCAACACGUGUUUAAUCAUUUUUUUUUUUUUAAUUUAAGAAAUUUAGAAAUUUCAUGAUAAGUAUUAAAUUUCGGUAAAAUUAUUGCAAUUUAAUUACCAAAGAAGAUUUCUUUUUUAAACAUUUUAAAAAUGACUCAAAAAUGUUGAAGGCAGAAAAUAUAAACUAAGGUUAUACCAAAUUAUAAUAUAGAUUUUUUGUUUUAUUUAAGAGUCGUAUUCUUCUUAAUGCAAAAAAAAAUGAAAGGUUUUCCAAUUUAAUAUUUGUUGUUUUUUUUAAAAAGAUGAUUAAAUGAAUGAAUUUUUAACUUGUAAGUGAAAAAACAAUUCUUCAAACAAGUGAGAGAUAAGAUAAAGGAACUGUGAAAUAAUGAACAUUUAAAAACAGGGGUUCUCACCAGGGGGUGGGGGUGGAGGGAGGGGGGAGGUGGGUGUUGUCACGUCGCUGUUAAAAAAAAAUUAAGAACCACUGUAGUAAAAAAAUAGGAUGCGUCAUUUACUACAAUGACCCAUUUAAUGACUGCCAAUUCGUGUUUAGGCGUCUAGCAUGUCGUUUGCAGAUAUUGGCUAUGUCUGACUUAUUGAUAUGUGCUUUUAAAGAAAAGGUAAUACCUAUGGGGUGUUCAUUAUGAAAUCUAAUAAUUGUAAUUAUUAACGUACUAAAAUUAGGCGUUUAACUUCAAAUAUGAGUUGUUGUUUUAUUUUAUUUGAUUUAUUGUGUGCUUGUUGGUUUUAAGACGGUAGCGGCCUUUUUGUUAAUGACUUAUCUUUUCGACGUCCUUUGCGUUUUAUCGGAAUUUCAAAAGAUUCGCAACAUCCCCACGGAAUAUUUGUAAUCGCAUCAGCUUUAGCUGUGCAUCUAUUCACUGCGUAUCUGUUGGCUACGUAUCUAUUUAGUACUGUAAGUUGCUAGUUGUAUCUAUGAAGUACUGUAAGUUGCUCGUUGUAUCUAUAAAGUACUGUAAGUUGCUAGUUGUAUCUAUGAAGUACUGUAAGUUGCUAGUUGUAUCUAUGAAGUACUGUAAGUUGCUAGUUGUAUUUAUGAAGUACUGUAAGUUGCUAGUUGUAUCUAUGAAGUACUGUAAGUUGCUAGUUGUAUCUAUGAAGUACUGUAAGUUGCUGGUGUGAAAAGCAGAGAACUUUGAACCGAAGCAAAGUUGGUUGCUAAUUUCAGGGAUGGUGCAACUCGCAGGUUCAGAAAGAACAAUGACGAUGCUCGACAAUGCGAAAGAAAACACAAAUACUUCAUGGAAAAAAGUAGACAUGAGCAAACCAACAAAGCUGUGGACGAACCUCAGAAUAAUUAUAAAACUAAGUGAGAUUAUAACGUGAUUAAUCAUGCUUUUAAAAAAAAAAAUCAUCUACAUCGAGACGUUCAUGUUUAUGUAGCCUAAAGUUCACGAGGAAUCUGUUACGAACAAGAGAACAAAAUAAAUCUAUGUGUACGUGCGUUGCCGUCAUUUCGAUCGUCUUGCUUUCAAUAUGCCGCUGACGAAAUGUACACACGAUACCCAAGGUUCUCUCACUAGCCUCAGUCUGGAUACGAUGAGGCUCUGGUAGCCAAUUCCUCCGACAAGACGCUGACAAAACACAUUGCUUCGGUCAUGAUUUAAAAAAAAACAAACAACACACACAUUGCGGUAACAGAGUGGUUAGCGACGUAAACUGUCUGUGUCGCAAACUGUUUCUUACAAAAUAUUUCCCAACCCCUUAAUGAUAUCAUAAUCUUACGCCACCCAUCUUAACCCCUUAAUGCUAUCAUAAUCUUACGCUACCCAUCUUAACCCCUUAAUGCUAUCAUAAUCUUACGCCACCCAUCUUAACCCCUUAAUGCUAUCAUAAUCUUACGCCACCCAUCUUAACCCCUUAAUGAUAUCAUAAUCUUACGCCACCCAUCUUAACCCCUUAAUGAUAUCAUAAUCUUAUGCCACCCAUCUUAACCCCUUAAUGCUAUCAUAAUCUUACGCCACCCAUCUUAACCCCUUCAAGAAAUUAACGCUGCUAGAGUAGGUUCCAGAAAUAAACGACAACUUUAGAAAAAAAAAAGUAAUGAAAACCUCAUGCUUCGAUGCGACGUGAACAAGCGCGCACUUGUGGUGAACGAACGAAGAAAUGAAGCGCAGCGUAAGGCAUGUACGAACCUGAUUUUUAAAAUUAGGUACCGAAUUUCCAGGGGAUUUCUCGAUCGGUUUCGCGUAUUUCAGUUCAAAUUCAAGACAUAAAAGGCAAGUUUUGUGUCAGUAAGUUAUUUGGUGAAGAGUUUACUACUGAUCUGUUCGGGUUAUGAAACUAAUAUGAACAAAUUUAGUUUGUCUAUGGCCGAACGUGAGUAUUAGCAGCCAUCGCAAUCGAAAUGGUUGUUUCACCGAAUGAUUAUUUCGGUAGGCGUGAGCGAGGAACAGCUGAAAUGCAUUUUGUGUGUUUGUUCCUAGGGCUCGCUGGCUAAGUAAAAGAUGUAACCGAGAUGAAUCGAUGCUUUUCUAUGAAACAAUAGUUUAAAAUGUGAGGUCAGGCAGUUGUAUGUAAUCCAAUAACGCGUUGAUACAAUGUUAUUUCUGUUCAGUUUUAUAUAUACAUAUAUACAUAUUAGUCAUUGAUUUUCACCCCAUUAUUUUAUAGCCAUGGACUACACCUGGGAGAUCAGACCGGCUUACUUCAUCGGUUCGGCAGCUCUAGCCACCGGUGCCGGUCUUCACCUCGCCGGUCUGCUCACACCGCGGUGGACGGUCAUCUCGGAGGAUGUCCACAUCGGACUGUUCGAGUGGUGCAGCUUUGGCGUGUGCACGGUCAUGCUGACCGACAGGAAACCAGGUAAGUAAGACAUCUUAUUGUCCCGUCUGUUAAGGAAGGCUCUUAGCCAAAAAAGUUCUCAUCUCAUUGUCCUGCCUUUCUAUCUCAAGCUACCACGUACUUUUUUCUUCAUUUUUUCCCCCCUUCACACAGCUUGAAAGACGCCCUUCGUGUAUUACCCCACUGCAUUGUAACAGUGCACAGUUUCCUCCCUGCAAGUUUAUGUUGUCAUAGCAGUGAAGUUAUCAGUUCGCAAUAUGAAUGGGUAGUAUGGUGAUCGCAGUGGUAUUAAUACGGAAUAAGCUUGGGGUAGGUAGGUGGGGGGGGGGGUUGUUCAUUGGAUUGGAUUCAGAAACAAACCUUGUUACUUAAAACGAAACCUUUCAUCCCAACAACUGUAACCAAAAGGCUCAAGUUUCGGGAGUCUUAACCUAUUGGCCAACUGAUCAAGUCCGUAUCGUUGAUUGGCCCCCAUGAUCAGUCGCUGUUCUUCUCUCUAUUCUCUCUAAAUCACUUGUACUACUUAUUUUAUGCGAUGAGUGUCGUACCAAAACUAAUUUUUUAAAGAAACUAAAUGUAUAUAAAGUAAACAAAUAUAUUCUUUUAAUCUCAAUUUUGGCGGGUCGUUAGCUAGUAUAUAUAUAUAAUAUAUAUAUAUAUAUAUAUAUAUAUAUAUAUAUAUAUAUAUAUAUAUAUAUAUAUAUAUCCUCCCAGCCACCGCCAUCCCUGCCCCCAAAAUUAAGUUAAGGACGACUUCAAAUAGAAGUGUUUUAAUUGAAAUUUGCUCAAACUGAAGACUUAUCCAUAGUGUCAAAUUAAUUUUUAAAAGUAGAUGGUCACAAUUUUUACGGCGGUGUGCAGUGCUCAACACAACUCCUGGGUAAUAGUGUGAAUCUGCUGGGAGCUUCUGGUUACUCAACUUAUCCGAUUUUAAACAAAUUACUGAUUUAUUGAUUUUGAAUGGACGAAGACAUUUACAUUGAUUCAUUUUAUUUUAAAUGACAAAAAAUAAUGUAUUAACCUGUUGUUUUUUUUUUAAAUAAAGUUGGGGUAUACGGGGUUUCAUAAUCUAUUGGUGAAACUAGUGGUGAAACUAGUGGUGAAACUAGUGGUGAUAAAAGUAACAUAUCCACAGAACGUAUCCAUAGCACACAUCCCUAGAAUAUGACUUUUUCUUUUUCAUCCUCAGCCAGCCUGCUCUCCUGCCAAGUUCUGGCCAUCCUAGGGUCGGUGUCUGGGUGCCUGGCCUUACUUCUGACCUUGUUCUACCUCGCCCUUCUCAGAUGUGGCUGUGGGUCAUGGAAAGGUGUCCUCGUGGGAGCGUCAUGUUUCAGCACUUUGGCUUGUGAGUUCUGAGUGUUCAUAGUGUGUAGAGUAUUUCCUUUGAUUUCCUUCAGUGGCUUUUUCGAUAUGCUGUCUCGUGUCUUCUCUUAUCUCCGAGACAGCUUCGAAGUCUUUGAAGACACGCUGUACAUUACAUUUAGUGAUAGGAUUAGGGCCAUCAUUACAUUUAGUGAUAGGAUUAGGGCCAUCAUUACAUUUAGUGAUAGGAUUAGGGCCAUGCUGAGGAAAAGUGGCGCCUUGUGGACAAAUGAAGGGGUAGGGUACCGACCUGGGCAAGGGGGAGCAAAGACUGAAAAUGUCGCUUUUCAAUAAAUAGAAAAAUGGCGAUUUUGGCGCUCCUUGUCUUGGUUUAGUACAUGGGAUUUUAUAUUUCAGUUCACCAUCAAGUUCUUAUCUAGAUAAAAUUUGGCGCAAACUUUGAAAUUUGCGCCCACGACCUUAGACCCAAUGAAUAGUGUUGUUUUUUUCUGCAAGUAACAUGAUUUCAUAAAGUUAUAAAAAAAUAAACUCGAGAAAUAUAUAUAGAUUAUUAUAUCUCCAUCCAUCCCUGUGGCGCUACAGCCUAUUGUAGGGCUUUGGCCUGCAUCACUACAUCCUUCCACUCAGACCUAACUGAUCUUUUUCCUCAUCAUUCAUCUGUCUAAGCCUAGGUCAGCCUACGAGCACUUUUCCUCAGGGGUUUUCAUGGUGCAACCUCUGAACUCCACUGUCAUUCUUUCUCAAUGUCCCACCCAACGUAGCCAGCUAUUUCAGCUACUAGCGUGGGAUCCUGAUAUAGACUGUACAAUUUCUGGUUGGUUCGUAUUCUCCAACGAUAUUCGUCUUUUCUUUGUCCGUAUAUUUUCCGUAUACCUUUUUUUCUCCCAUGUGUUUAAUAGGUUUUCUGUUAUUUUUGUUAGUGUCCCAUUUUGUUUUUCGUAUGUUACAAAAGGUCUGAUUACAGUUUUAUAAAUAGUUUUCUUUGUUUUUCUUCUAAUGUUUUUACUUUUGAGUUUUAUCUGAUUACUGAAGUCUGCUCCGAUUCCGAUCGAUAUUCUUCAUUUUUUUCUGUCAAUAGUUCAUUUAUUUCAUAUAUUAAGUAACCUGGGUGUUUAUAUUGAUUUACUUAAAUUUAUAAUAUAUAUAUAUCGAACUGUUUGUAUCAUACAUAUUGAAAUUUUUAUAUUCUUGUGAAUGUAAAAACAAUUCUAUGUUCACAAUGUUAAAGAUGUGCCUUAGAAUGUCAAUGAUAAGUUUGAAAACAACACGUGUAAUGGUAAACAUUUGUGUAAACAAUGAAUUAAAACGUGUCUUUUCUUUUGCCCUUUUAGUUCUUUCGAUCGUCAUCAACGCAUGCGUUUGGAGCUCAAGAACAAUCAAGGAUUUGCAUGGUUCUCACACUGGAUCCAUGGGGUACUCGUAUGUACUCAGCUGCGUCGGUGGUGGCGUGCUGGGUGCCGCUGGAAUAUACCUCGUGCCGCUCGGACGGUAUGAGACAAGCGAGUACCAGCUGCUAAGAUAAUGUUAAAUGGUGCCUAUGAAUCCUGAUAGACACAGUUAGUGUUCAGAUCUCUCUAGCCAAGGCCAAUUGAAAAAAAAAUGCUAAUGGGACCAGGCAUCUUUCAACUACGCAGACAGAUCACUGGGGGUCCUAGUCCCUUACGAUUCAACAGUGUUUUCAUGCCUGAAUGCAUCUGUUCAAGCUGUUCGCACACAAGUGUUGUAAGUAAAUAAGUGUGCAGCAAAGGUCUAGCACAAGAAUAGGGCAAUGGUGCGCUUCUGACGGCAUCUGUCUAGCACAAGAAUAGGGCAAUGGUGCGCUUCUGACAGCAUCUGUCUAGCAUGAGAAUAGAACAAAAGCGCUGCACUGACGGGAACUGCCAACACAUGAGGAAGGCAAUGACGCAGCACUGACGCAAUUUGUCUAGUACAAGUUCUGACGUCAUGUGUCUAGCAGAAUAAUAUGAUAAUGACGCAGUACUGUCAUCACGUGUAUUGCACAAGAAGAGGUCAAUGACGCAGUAGUGUGCAGGAAGAGAAUUUGUUAGAAGGCACCUAAGAGGACAAUUGAUAUGUGCACAAUUGACCUGCAGGGACCUGACACUCAGACAAAGGAUUGAAGAGAACUGUCCUGGACGGAGAACUUCUCAUUCAUAAUCGUAUGAUUGACCAGAAAGUUCCUGUAAUAAAGUCCAAAUACAUUUUCCAGAUACACACUGUUAUGGCAUAUGUGUAGGCCUAUUUUUUAGCUACCAAAACGUGUCUACCCUUUCUUUUGGUUUAAUAUUGACGUCAACGAGUAAAUGUGCUGCGUCACUCCUUACCCACCCCUCCCUUGAUUGGGAAAAUGUUGAUUACUUUCAAAUGCGUUCUAUCUUUUCCUACGAAUGCUAGCAGAAAAGCAUUUUAUAGAAUAUAUUUACUUCAUGGUUCUGUCUUAAUCCCCAAAUUUAUAGGCCGGAAGCUUUUCUAGCCAGGGUAAGAGAUUUUCAUAAUUUCUCAACAUACGCGAGAUGUUAUUUACGUGCAAUAUUAAAGUGCAAUAUUAAACACUUUAUGUGUAUGAAAAUACAUAAUUGCAGAUUUUGACUUGCUGUGCUGUGAGCUGUUUUAGUUUUUUAAAAUAAAUUUCUUUAUAUUUGAGUUUGUAUUAUUAUAAGAUUUAAAUGUUAAAAUUAAACUUAAUAUUUUAUUA
Molecule: messenger RNA, 8239 nt
Organism: Lymnaea stagnalis (great pond snail)
Lineage: Eukaryota; Metazoa; Mollusca; Gastropoda; Lymnaeidae
Source: the annotation of a GenBank genome assembly